GAGAGUCCGGGCAGGGGGAUCAAACCGCGCGGGGACGGAGUAGUACAUGCUCCCUCUUGGAAAGUAAACAGGACAUAUAGGCUGCUAUUAUAACACGUCGUAAGAGUGAAGAUGGUGAAGAUGAUGAAGAAUGUUUGCGCUGAAGGAGGUCAUCCCGGAAAAUACAAGCUGUGGUAGAUUAUUAUAUUUGGACUAUACCAUACUAAAACUAAAAAUUGAACCGGCGUUUUUAAUUUUCAAUAAGCAAGGAAUGGCGAAAUUUGCAUCGGAACGAGGUAGAACUGGACAAACCAUCGGACGAGAGGAAAGAAGACACUGAAUGAAGACCUGGCUGGCGGGAAGGAGCGGCAGACGUGUGACAAGUCUUUUAUUUUUCCUUUUUCCUUUUUUUAAGCCGUUGUGCUCCAGUAUUGCGGCUAAUGAGAUCGUCUUAGGAGGGGGGUGGCUGGACCACAGUACUGUCUGAAGGGAAGGAAACGAGAGGGGGGAAGGCCUGCGUUUUUUGCGAGGGAGCCCCAGCGUGUAUGUUUGUAAUUUACAGUUGCGCUCGCUCACAGGGACCAUGUGGUUUACACUGAGGAGAAGCCAUCUCCCCUCACAGGACUGGCAAGGUGCCCGCGGCUGGACCAGUCUCAAUGCGACAGUGUCCUUGUGGAUAUUAACUUUCUGCUGGUUCUCCGGGGCCACGCGAGGACAAAACUACCACCCCACUGUGAACACGCAGUAUGGGAAACUGCGGGGGGUGAGGGUGCCCCUGCCUAGCGAGAUCCUGGGGCCUGUGGACCAAUAUCUGGGGGUGCCAUAUGCUGCCUCCCCGGUGGGGGAGAAGCGCUUUCUGCCCCCCGAGCCCCCUUCCUCCUGGUCCGGGAUCAAGAAUGCCACACACUUCGCCCCCGUCUGCCCGCAAAACAUUCACAACGCAGUGCCAGAGAUCAUGAUGCCCAUAUGGUUCACCUUUAACCUGGAUAUAGUUGCCACGUAUAUACAGGAUCAAAACGAAGACUGCCUGUAUCUAAACAUCUAUGUUCCCACUGAGGAUGUCAAAAGGAUAUCCAAGGAAUGUGCCAGGAAACCCAACAAGAAAAUGUGUAGAAAAGGAGGCACCAAUGCAAAAAAACAGGGCGAGGAUUUAUCCGAUAACGACGGUGAUGAAGACGAAGACAUCCGAGACACCGGGGCCAAGCCCGUGAUGGUCUACAUCCACGGGGGAUCCUACAUGGAGGGGACGGGCAACAUGAUCGAUGGCAGCGUUCUGGCCAGCUACGGGAACGUCAUCGUGAUCACUCUCAACUACCGCGUCGGCGUCCUGGGCCUGUUCCAUCGAGCCAUCAUCCAGAGCGGUUCGGCCCUGUCUAGCUGGGCGGUGAACUACCAGCCGGUCAAAUACACCCGUCAUCUGGCGGAGAAAGUGGGCUGCAACGUCCUGGACACGAUGGACAUGGUGGACUGCCUGCGGAAGAAAGGCUGGCGGGAGCUGGUGGAGCAGGACAUCCAGCCCGCGCGCUACCACGUGGCGUUCGGGCCGGUGAUCGACGGCGACGUCAUCCCCGACGACCCGGAGAUCCUCAUGGAGCAGGGCGAGUUCCUCAACUACGACAUCAUGCUGGGCGUCAACCAGGGCGAGGGCCUGCGCUUCGUGGAGAACGUGGUCGACUCCGAGGACGGCGUGUCGGGCAACGACUUUGACUUCUCCGUGUCGGACUUCGUGGACAGCCUGUACGGGUACCCCGAGGGCAAGGACACCCUGCGGGAGACCAUCAAAUUCAUGUACACGGACUGGGCCGACCGGGACAACCCCGAGACGCGGCGCAAGACCCUGGUGGCGCUCUUCACCGACCACCAGUGGGUGGAGCCGUCGGUGGUGACGGCGGAUCUGCACGCCCGCUACGGCUCGCCCACCUACUUCUACGCCUUCUACCACCACUGCCAGAGCCUGAUGAAGCCGGCGUGGUCGGACGCGGCGCACGGCGACGAGAUCCCCUACGUGUUCGGGAUCCCCAUGCUGGGCGCCACCGACCUCUUCCCCUGCAACUUCUCCAAGAACGACGUCAUGCUCAGCGCCGUGGUUAUGACCUACUGGACCAACUUCGCCAAGACCGGAGACCCCAACAAGCCGGUGCCCCAGGACACCAAGUUCAUCCACACCAAGGCGAACCGCUUCGAGGAGGUGGCCUGGUCCAAGUACAGCCCCCAGGACCAGCUGUACCUGCACAUCGGCCUGAAGCCGCGCGUGCGCGACCACUACCGCGCCACCAAAGUGGCCUUCUGGAAGCACCUGGUGCCCGAGCUGUACAACAUCAACGACAUGUUCCACUACACCUCCACCACCACCAAAGUGCCGCCGCCCGAGACCACCCAGAACACCCUGUCCACCAAGCGGACCGCCUGGCCCUUCAACACCAAGCGGCCCCCCAUGUCGCCGGCCUACAACAGCGAGGACAAGGACGGCUGGAGCGAGGAGGGCGAGGAGCCCGGCCCCCUGGUGGUGGAGAACCCGCGGGACUACUCCACCGAGCUCAGCGUCACCAUCGCCGUCGGCGCCUCGCUGCUCUUCCUCAACGUGCUGGCCUUCGCCGCGCUCUACUACCGCAAGGACAAGCGGCGGCAGGACUCUGGCCGCGGGCCGCCCAGCCCCCAGGGGCGGCAGGGCGGCGGGGCCAACGACAUGGGCCACCACGGGCCGGAGGAGGAGAUCAUGUCGCUGCAGAUGAACCAGAGCCACCACGAGUGCGAGGUGCAGGGGGGCAACGGCAACAGCGAGGCGUCCCUGCGGCUGGCCUCCCUGCCCGACUACACGCUCACCCUGCGGCGCUCGCCCGACGACAUCCCCCUGAUGACGCCCAACACCAUCACCAUGAUCCCCAACUCGCUGGUGGGCAUGCCCAACCUGCACCCCUACAACACCUUCACGGCCGGCUUCAACUCCACGGGCCUCCCCCACUCCCACUCCACCACGCGGGUAUAGCUUUAAACGGAAGGGCGGAGGGCGGAGCGGGAGCUGGAGGAGGAGGAGGAGGAGGAGGAGGAG
Molecule: messenger RNA, 3028 nt
Organism: Gadus morhua (Atlantic cod)
Lineage: Eukaryota; Metazoa; Chordata; Actinopteri; Gadiformes; Gadidae
Gene: nlgn3a
Product: neuroligin 3a
Cellular component (GO): membrane
Molecular function (GO): neurexin family protein binding
Source: RefSeq, a predicted model, not a curated record